This is a messenger RNA of Pomacea canaliculata, 3177 nucleotides long. RefSeq names its product mitochondrial pyruvate carrier 1-like. The transcript is spliced from 6 exons. Gene Ontology annotation, cellular component: mitochondrial inner membrane. The record is from RefSeq and is a predicted model, not a curated record. NCBI's taxonomy places the organism in Eukaryota, Metazoa, Mollusca, Gastropoda, Architaenioglossa, Ampullariidae. Bases 295 to 801 code for a protein of 168 amino acids. Gene Ontology annotation, biological process: pyruvate import into mitochondria.
ACGCGUUUCUCAACUGGCUGGCAAACUAUCAAAGCCCGCAUGAAUAUUCUAUAGAAAGAAGUUUGUUAGAUCUCGAAACAGCUAACAGAUUUCACAUCAAAGACAAGUAAUAUCUUACAUAUUAGUCAAUAUUGUUUCUUCAGCAAUCAGAUCAUCGCACGACACAAAGACUCACGUGCCCUGCGAUAUAAUGCUACAUAUUCUCAGAUAGCAAUUCGUUACACGGUGACGUUUUAACGUACUUGCCCUAUUUCAUCUGGGCAUAUCCAAGCCAAGGUUGGAAUUCGUAACGUUAUGGCAGGGGCUGUAGUGAAGAAAGGUAUCGCCUACCUGCAAACCAAGGAGUUUAGAGACUGGAUAUGCAGCACUCACUUUUGGGGGCCUGUGGCCAACUGGGGCCUGCCUCUGGCUGCUUUGGGAGAUCUGAAAAAGGACCCAGAGAUCAUAAGCGGUAAUAUGACAGGAGCACUGGCCAUAUAUUCUAUGUGCUUUAUGCGGUUUGCCUGGAAAGUACAGCCUCGAAAUCUUCUGCUGUUAUCUUGUCACUUUACCAACGAACUAGCCCAACUGAUGCAAGGUGCCCGCUUCAUACACUAUCACUACCUAACACCGCAAGAGGAAAAGAAAAAGCAUCAUAUUCAAGUGGUUGAAAAGGAGAUUCGUACUCAUCCAGAACUGUAUCCAGAAUUGCAUCCUAAAGCCCAUCCCUCUGAAGUGGAUCAGGAGAAGGAAGUCGGGGAGUUUGAUUCGAAAUAUCAACUGAAGAAGGAGCCAGAGCCACAUAUUAAGCCUUCCCUUUGAUUGACCAGAAGGAUUACUAAAUUCUUGCCAAUAUCAUCAGCUUGUUGAGAUUUUAUAUGCUUAUUUUAUAUGGUCUAGGCAGGAAUUCAUACUGCAGGGGAAAAAAUUAACUGUACUGUGAAAUACCACACAUAAAUAUAUUUUAAGGAUUAUUUUAACUAGCAAAAGCAAGUAUUGUAUUUUACCCUAGACUGUAUCAUGUCAGAUUUAUCUGGCAUGUCUUCUGGUUUCCUGCUUCCACAGUGUUUUCGUGACAUUACUGGUAACAGCAAACUAUUUUUUGUUUUCUAUGCUAAGAAACUGGGAAUGGGAGGAGGUAUGGGCAACUCCAUAUCAGAGUGGUUGCAAGCGAUCAAGGAGUGAAUCAAAAGUACAUGAUAAUGUCAAGCUUGAAAGAUGGAGAAUUAAAUGCCAUCAACAAGAACAGGUCACGUAUUAACAUCUUCAUGACAGAAGUAGCUAAAUAUGUAGACAUGUUCAAUAGACUAUGGUUGUGAGCAUGUUGUGAUUAUGCUUCUGUCUUUCAGGGAGGCAAACUAAUGGUCAGAUUUAAAUUAUUUGUAUCUUUUCAUUGUUUAUGGAAUGUUGGUAAACAACAGGUGACAAAGGCAACCAUGUGUCUGAUUAGUUUACACAGCUUGUGCUCAAGUAGAUAAACAAGUUUUCAGCAGUGUGAUUACAUUUUAUGAAUAUUGAGGUUUUAUAAUACUUUCUGUUGUAUGUGAGUGGCUGCUUUAAUUUUCGUAUAUGCAAGACUUCUAUCAUGAAAACAGAAAGCAAUGCCGUUGCUGUAUGUGUGCUUCUUUGAUGAAAGUUUCUUUGGAGUUAAUUAACAGUAUGUAGGGCACAAGAGCUUCAGUGGAAUUUUGUUACAUCGAAUAACAUGUUUUAGAUGCUGUAAGUCAAAGUUGCACAAAGUGAAAACCAUUCUCAGCCUUUAACCUUAGGGGUUAAAGCAUGUGUAACAGUUGUUUCAAAGUCAGUUUCAUAAUUCCUUGCUGCAGAUAAAUUAAUCAUAGAUUUUAUUAUCAACGUAUGUGCAUCCAGUUACAGUGUGAUAUUGCAGAGAAAAUGCCAUUAUUAUAUUAUUUCAUGAUCAACAGGAAUUUUGUUCACUUGGGUACAUAUGCACCUCUGUAGGAGAAAGGGGCAUAAUCUACAGACACUCCUCACUUAAGGACCCAGUUUUGUUUUCACAACUUGGUCGAUUAAUGAAUUGGUUGUUGAGCAAUGGGCACCCCUUACCGAUAUUUCAUGCAUAAUCUACUGUUAGUCUGUCAAGAUCUUUAGAUAUUGUUUUAAUAUCACAUUUGCACCAUUUAUAACAUUUGUAAUAAACUUUAAUGUUUGUAUAAUACUGUAUAUUAUGUAUUAUGCACAUUUCUACUGUAAUAAAAUUAAGCUGCCUGGCUGCCGUUUACCUGGACCACUGUUCUUGUACAAUAUGCAAACACUGACUGGUCUAUGCAGUCAAUAAACAAGUAGGUCACUAAGUGAGGAGUGUUUGUAUUUGGUUUGGUGGAAGGAGGUACAUAACUCAAAAAUGUGAACAUGUUGAUUUCAGCAAAAGUUGGCAUUAAAAAAUACUCAUUAAUUGAUGGUGCUGAUUGCUGUUUUUGUUAUAUUUGCUAAUUGGUGUAAUGAAGUAUAUAAAAUCUAUGACCUCUUUUUUUUCAAGAAGCACGACAUAAAAUUCUAACUUGCUAAUUUAUUUGAAACAUAAACUUGGAACAUUCUCGAAAUAUUUCUUUAAGGAAUAUGUAUUAUUUUUCAUAAGCAAAUAUUCUCAAGUGAUAAAGGUAAAAUUCAAUAAUACAGAGGCAGAUGCCUGCAGAAGAAGAAAUACUGUGAUGUUUUAAACUGAUGCAAAGUGGUAUGCAUUUUUGUCAAGAUGAAAAAACAAAAUGUUUUUUGGUGGAAAAUAUACUACGAAGAGUAUUUAAUACUGUUUCAGUAAUUCCAGCUUGGAUCAAUUUGUGAAGCCUGUUAGUAUCUUUCAUCUGCAACAGCGGGGGAUGUUGAAACAUGCAAGGUUUUGUACGAACUUUGACGUGGUUAAAAUAUAACAUGCUUAUCUCAUUGUGGCAGGUAUCAUGUUUUUUUCUAUUCUUUUUGUGCUAUUGGGAGGAAUCUGUAAAUCUAGAAUGUUUUGUUAAAUGUAUUCUCUGAUUCCAAGAUUUCAUUAUCAUAAUCAUUAAUAUGUAUGAAGAAGACAUUGCAUCUCUUGUGUAUAUUAAUAGGUAUUAGUAGAUUUAAUAUGAAAUCCACCUGUAUGUCACUCAUGUAAGGUCGUUUUCUAACUUGUUUACCACUUCCUCUGGUAGACCAAAUUAUUCUGAAGGGAAAGAGCAUAUAGUAAAAACCUUUUCAAAAAAA